CUCCUGCCUCUGGCCUCACCCUUCUACCUGCCCCGCCCGGUGCCCCCAGAUUCCGAGGUGGUGAGGGAUCCGGUGGAGAAACUCAGCAGUCACCCUGGGGCCUCUCCAGCCAGAGAGGAAGGGAGAGACCCAGGGGCCCUCACGCGCUGGACAUUGUGGCCUCAUCACGGUGAAUUACGUGCCCACUCACACACUUGAUAUCCCACUGCUCCCUUAUGCCUGCCCUCCUUCUCUUGGGCUUUUUUACACCGACACCCACCCUGGGGGGACGUGUUUUUGUGCACCACGCCCAUUCAUCUGCACCCAGGGGAUUGUAGUGCGGCAUCUCGUUCACGCUCCUCCACUUUCUCGCUCUACUGCAUUCACACGCACACACACGCACAGGCCUGUCCCCGCUGGUCUGGGCUGAGUGGGCUGGGUUGGGUGUUGCCCACAGUGCUGAAGCUCUUGAAGAUGGCCACGGGAAUGCGGGCCCUGCUGGACACCGUGGUGCAAGCUCUACCCCAGGUGGGCAACCUGGGCCUCCUCUUCAUGCUGCUCUUCUUCAUCUACGCCGCCCUGGGAGUGGAGCUCUUCGGGAAGCUGGUCUGCAACGACGAGAACCCUUGUGAGGGCAUGAGCCGGCACGCCACCUUCGAGAAUUUCGGCAUGGCCUUUCUCACGCUCUUCCAGGUCUCCACUGGCGACAACUGGAACGGGAUCAUGAAGGACACGCUGCGGGACUGCACGCACGACGAGCGCAGCUGCCUGAGCAGCCUGCAGUUCGUGUCACCGCUGUACUUCGUCAGCUUCGUGCUCACGGCCCAGUUCGUGCUCAUCAACGUGGUGGUGGCCGUGCUCAUGAAGCACCUGGACGACAGCAACAAGGAGGCCCAGGAGGACGCCGAGAUGGACGCCGAGCUGGAGCUGGAGCUGGCCCACGGCCUGGGCCCCAGCCCGCGGCCACCUGCCAGUGCCCUGGGGGCGUCCGUGCCCGCCCACGGGCCGGGAGGGGCGGCCAGCGAGGGUGACCCCGAGGGCCGCCUGCGCCGAAGCUGCUACUCACCAGCCCAGGAGAACCUGUGGCUGGACAGCGUCUCUUUAAUCAUCAAGGACUCCUUGGAGGGGGAGCUGACCAUCAUCGACAACCUGUCCGGGUCCAUCUUCUACCACUACUCCUCGCCGGCCGGCUGCGAGAAAUGUCACCACGACAAGCAGGAGGUGCAGCUGGCCGAGACGGAGGCCUUCUCCCUGAACUCAGACAGGUCCUCGUCCAUCCUGCUUGGCGAUGACCUGAGUCUGGAGGACCCUGCAGCCUGCCCUGUCGGCCCCAGGGACGGCAAGGGCGAGCCUGACCCGCCUGAGCCCAUGCGGGUAGGGGACCUGGGCGAAUGCUUCUUCCCCUUACCCAACACGGCCGUCUCAUCGGGUCCGGAGAACUUCCUGUGCGAGAUGGAGGCCAUCCCAUUCAACCCCGUCCAGUCCUGGCUGAAACACGAGAGCAGCCAAGCAGCGCCUCAGAGCCCCUUCUCCCCGGAUGCCUCCAGCCCGCUCCUGCCCAUGCCGGCGGAGUUCUUCCACCCUGCCGUGGCCGCCAGCCAGGAAGGGCAGGAGAAGGGCGCCAGAGCCGGGACCCUCCCCAAGAUCGCCCUGCAGGGCUCCUGGGCCUCCCUGCGGUCGCCUAGCGUCAACUGCACCCUCCUUCGACAGGCCACGGGGAGCGACACGUCGCUGGAGGUCAGCCGCAGCAGCUCGGCGGGCAGCCUGCAGACCACGCUGGAGGACAGCCUUACCCUGAGCGACAGCCCGCGGCGAGGGCUGGGGCUGCCCGCGUCCGUCCCGGGGCCCCGCGCCGGCCCGUCGCCCGCUGCGCGCCGCCGCCCGAGCCCGCGGGGCCGGGGCACGUUCAGCCUGCGCGGGCUGCGGGCGCACCAGCGCAGCCACAGCAGCGGGGGCUCCACCAGCCCGGGCUGCACGCGGCACGACUCCAUGGACCCCUCGGACGAGGAGGGCGCGGGCGGCCGGGCCGGCGGGGGCUGCGGGGGCGCGGGCAGCGAGCACUCGGAGACCCUCAGCAGCCUCUCGCUCACCUCCCUCUUCGGGCCGCCGCCCCCGCCGCCCGGCCUCCCGCCCGCGCGCCGGUUCAGCAGCGCCAGCAGCCUGGCCGCCGGGCCCGGCCGCCCCCGCGCCGCCGCCGCCCCUGGGCCCCGCGGCCUGGCCCGCAGCCCCUCCUGGGCCGCCGCCGAUCGCUGCAAGGACCCGCCGCGCCCGGCCGAGCCGGCCGCUCCCCGAGACCCCGAGGCGCCCGAGCCACAGCCCCCGCCGCCGCCGCCGCCGCCGCUGGGGGAGCCGCCGUCCGGGGACGCCGCGAGCCAGGGGAGGAGAUGA
This is a messenger RNA of Bubalus bubalis (water buffalo), 2367 nucleotides long. RefSeq names its product voltage-dependent T-type calcium channel subunit alpha-1I-like. Gene Ontology annotation, molecular function: low voltage-gated calcium channel activity; voltage-gated sodium channel activity. Gene Ontology annotation, cellular component: neuron projection; plasma membrane; voltage-gated sodium channel complex. The record is from RefSeq and is a predicted model, not a curated record. Lineage: Eukaryota; Metazoa; Chordata; Mammalia; Artiodactyla; Bovidae. The transcript has 9 exons. Gene Ontology annotation, biological process: neuronal action potential; membrane depolarization during action potential; positive regulation of calcium ion-dependent exocytosis. The coding region runs from base 454 to 2367 and encodes 637 amino acids.